AUGAGUUCUUCCGAGGUAAAAAGCCCAUCAUUGGUUACCACUAGCCUCUUAACAGUCUCCAUUAUCUUUCCCAUCCUUGGCACCAUCGCUGUCUGUCUCCGCAUUUAUGCUUCUUUUCUCAAAUCCAGGCGACUCUUUUUGGAUGAUUAUAUUAUCAUACUGGCCCAGCUUUGUGCGUGGGGAAUAUCUAUCGAUACCUUUACAGCAGCAUCGAUCGGAGGUGUAAACUAUACCAAAGGGGAUGUUAUCUCGGCCACGAUUGCUUUUCUCCGAGCCCUAUGGAUUGAAGGAUUCCCUCUUGUGGGCAGUUUGGCACUGGUGAAGAUAUCUAUUCUGUUAUUCUACGCCAGAAUCUUUGUCACCCGCCCAUUCCGCAUCGCAACAUAUACAUUUGUCGCUGUCCUAGCAUGUUGGGGUGUAGCGAUAGCCAUUGCACAGCUACUCUGUGCGAGCCCGAUCAACGCAGCCUGGGAUCCUUACGCCGUAAACCCUCUGCGCUACAACUAUAACGCCUUUUCCGAAGCGUUCGCAGGCAUGAGUAUGGUUUUUGAUAUACUCGUACUGUGCUUUCCGAUUCCAGCGGUCUAUCGUUUACAAAUGUCCACCCGCCAAAAGCUCCAAGUCAUGGGCAUUUUUUGGCUGGGCUUGUUUUGCUGUAUCUCCUCUGCUAUCCGCUUCUACUAUAUCUAUAGUGACAUUCACCAAUCUGUCGCUUCAAAUAAUGUGAACCGGUAUGCAGUCGUCACCACCGCCUUUACCUGGGGUACCAUCGAGCCCAAUGCCAGUAUUAUCUCUGCUUGUCUGCCGCUGUAUGGCAACCUGUUUGGGGGUGACAAGAAGCUGGGCUUCUAUAUCCGGAGUUGGUUUAGCCGUCUUACCUCGGGAAGCGGCAGCACUGGGGAUCAAAGUCGAGGAUCAAAAGCUAAGGCGUAUAAUUCAGUGGAUACAAGUGGCAGUUCUUCUCAUCACCGACGCGAGUGGCAGAAGCUGGAUAUCCGGACACAUCAUACGUCGGAUAUUGAGCUUGGGCACACAGUGACGGAUGAUCAGGUACCCUUGGCAAGGGAGCCACAGAUGCAAAUAAUGAUUAGUAGGAGCUUCAUACAGGAAACAGCAUAA
Aspergillus welwitschiae is the source of this 1119-nucleotide messenger RNA. RefSeq lists its product as uncharacterized. The transcript has 4 exons. Bases 1 to 1119 code for a protein of 372 amino acids. The record is from RefSeq and is a predicted model, not a curated record. NCBI's taxonomy places the organism in Eukaryota, Fungi, Ascomycota, Eurotiomycetes, Eurotiales, Aspergillaceae.